Molecule: messenger RNA, 2292 nt
Organism: Cyclocybe aegerita
Lineage: Eukaryota; Fungi; Basidiomycota; Agaricomycetes; Agaricales; Hemipholiotaceae
Source: the annotation of a GenBank genome assembly
AUGUUUUGGUUCUCCUUCUUUUCCGACCCCAAGGGCACUUCCUCAUCUCGUCCUCGAGCCGACAAAUGCAACAAGCAACGUGGAUCGUCUAGCCGUUUCGAGGAGUUCGCAUCGCCACUCGUGAAUCCAUCUCGCUCCGGAAGCAAGAGUCAAGAGGCUGCCGUAUCUACUGCAAGGAACCCUAGGCAUUUCAAUGGCAACUUCGUUCCGAAUAAGGAGGAUCCUGACACAUUCGCAGCCUUGCAGGCCAUCUACGAAGCACUACACGACCCCUCAAUACUCGAUGCUAGGCGACACCUGCGUUACGACCUGCAACCAGUGAUCCACAUCGUAUUCCCGGACACGCCACCUCGAACACCUCUAUCUGAUGCUCUUCACACCCCCGGCCCACGUUGCAUCCUCGACCUCAUCGAUGGCGAAGCUCAUCCUGCCGUCGCCCACCUGGCCUUCCCACUAUACCCUAUAGCAGCUCCUGCCAAGGUGGGGCAUCCUAUUUCUGCCCUCCGUGGCUACAGGACGCCCCUACUCCUCUCAUCCCCGUCGCACCCCAUCCUUCUUCCUCCUGCUCGUACCACAAAUAUGAAUGUCGCCGAUUUUUCGAUCAUCCGCUUCUUAGGCGAGGGUACGAGCGGGAAGGUGUACUACGUCAAGGACAGAAUCUCGAGAGCGAAGGUGGCGCUCAAGGUUAUCCCGAAGGAGGACAAGAACGAGUGUGCGCUGGGCGUGGUCCUCCAGGAACGCGAGAUAUGCGAGAAGCUCUCCGACUCGCCAUGGUUCGUUGGCUUAUGGGCGUCGUGGCAUGAUCAGGCCAACCUUUACAUUGCUAUGACUCUGUACCCCACCGAUCUGGACAGCGAGAUGAUCAAAUGUAAAAUUAUUGAACCUGAAAGAGCGCGGUUCUACAUGACCGAAAUUAUUAUAGCUCUGACUGAACUCCAUUCUCGCGGGAUAAUCCACCGCGAUAUCAAAGCACCCAACAUCCUUAUAGACAGAAACGGGCACAUCGUUCUUGCAGAUUUCGGACUUGUGAAAGACUUUGAUCGAAUACCUACUCUUCCCGAACGGGUUUACCAACCGUAUUGGCCCUACCUGCCUACAGAUGAUCCAACGAAGGGCUCAACACCUCGGCCGCCAGACCAGCUGCACUUUGUUGCUUGGGAUUAUCGCGGCUCAGAGCUCGAGAUGGCGCCGGAGAUUCAUAUGAGGGAGCCGUACUCGUUCGGAGUGGAUUAUUGGUCUGCGGCGGUGGUAUUGUACUGGAUGUUGACUGGACGACCACCAUUUUAUGAGGACGAAGCGGAAUAUGAAGAUGGAGGAGAGCAAGAUGUGAAGCCGUUGUCCUUCAAGAUUGUCGAAGAUAAUCUGUAUUGGGAUCCAGGGGAUAACGUUGAUGACGACACGAAGGACUUUCUUGAGCGGAUGCUUGAGAAAGACCCUAGAGAUCGUCUCAUGAUAUCUUACGAAAUACCUAAUCACCCGUAUUUUGCGAGCAUUGACUGGCCGCUCAUGGAAGCACGGCUAGUACCUCCACCUUGGGUUCCUAUAGGCGACAUCGGCCACGUUUAUGAACCUACUGCGUCUUCUUCCUUUACUCCCGGCGAACCGUAUGCCAGUGAAGCAGAUGAUCCAUGCCCAGAGUUCACUUUCCUCUCAGAACAAGCGAAAGUCCCGCCGCUGCUAGAGGAUGAGGACGAAUACGACUCCGAUUAUGAUUCUGACAACGACACUGUCACAGAUGAGAUGGCACUUGAAUCAAAACAAGCGAAGAUUAUACCCACCUGGCCUCACUUUGCGCGGGCACGGCUCGAGCUCUCGGACACCCCGAAUGGAAGCCAGGACAUCCGUACUCUCAAAUCCAACUCUCUGGACUCGAAUAUUUUUCUCAAAGAAAAUUGGCAACGUUCUUUUGUCAACCCCCCUUCGAAUCGGCCAUGUGGCGAUGGCCGCAAACGGUGGCUGUAUGCGCAAGACCUCCUUCAGCUGCACACGCCGCACAUUGCGUCACACCGCUUCGCCAUGAACUCUUCUCCAGCACUUUCGACUAAACCACAUCAGGUCACCUCCCAACGUCCCCUCUCCGAGAUCAACACCCAGCCUCGCGGUUGCACUUCUCGCUUCGAGAUAGACCCAUCUCUUCCCAACCCGCCAACCGAUGUCUCGCGUCCUCAGCACGUCAAUCAUGUUGUGAAUGGCACAGGCGUGCUGUUCAAGGUCAAGGUCUGGAUAUCGAAACUUAAGACGCCGAAGCCGAAGAAGGGCUUCCCAUUGAGCCGACUGUCGUUUCCCGGUUGA